ACAACGAGCAAUCGGAAACGGAAACGGAAGUGACAGUGACAAAGGCUACACAUAGCACAGCGCAGAGCAAAUUAAACCGACCGAGAAAAAAGACAACAGAGAAAAGAACUACCUGAGCGCAGUGAAGUGUUUGUUUUUCGGCGUUAUCACCGGAUGCACGCGCUUUCAGCUGUGAUUGGAGUAGGGAUUGGGAUUGGGACUGGGAUCCACAGGAGGAGGCGGCGAGCCGGAGAGGCGUGUCACUAGCAGGUGGCGGCUGAGCCGGUUAAACCAGAGUCCGACGGCAAAAACCUCCUCUCGCUCCAAGCCCGAAAAGUUCAACGCAAAAACAAUAACAAAAGCGGGGCCAUAAUUAACCGCAAGCCGCCAAAGGGAAGUAAAAACAAAUAUCGAAAUCAAAACAGAAAAAACAUCAUAUACCCACACGAAGAGAGAGAGAGCGGUGCGGCAAUGCGGCCUAAACGCUUUGGCAAUUAUGCCGAAAUUGUUAACAAAAUACGAAAUGUAUCAAACUAAAUAAAAGGCGACAGCAGCAGGAAACCAAAGAAAUUACAAAGGAAUCCAGCUGAGAAACGAAGGGACUCGACUCAUUGGCAACGGCGACGACAGGUGGCAGGUGGCAGGUGGCAGGUGGUCGCCCGGGGGCCUUCGCAUUGAAUUAAUUUUCGUAUAGGCCAACACACAGCACAGCUCAAAGCCCAAAUACCCAAAGACCCGAAACCGAAUUGAAACCUCAAUAGAAACACAAAACGGAAGCACAGAAACAAAAACUCACUUAGGUUGCCAUCCAAAUCAACGGCUGUCAGACAAAAAGUUGCUUUUUGUUAUUGAUUUUUAUAAAGCCCAAGUAGCAGCGGCGGCAAACAAACACCGAAAAGCAAUGAGCAGCCAGGAAUAAUAACACAAAACCACAGAAGAACAGAAAAUACAAAUACAGCAAGUACAACAAAUAUAACACAAACACCAACAACAAAAAAAUAGAAACAAAAAGUGAACGCAAUGUGAAUAAUUCCCCAGUUGAACUGAGCACGAAACACAGAGCAAGAACUGUUGGAAUAUAUAUCCCGCUCCCUCACCAAACUUCCCCAAAGUAGCUCACUAUAUCGGAACGUUCAUCAAAUGCGAUUCGAUUCGAUGACGAUUCAAACAAGAGACACACUGAAGAGACGGACGCGCACACGGAGUCCCAGCCCCAGCCCCAGCUCCAGACCCAUACCCACACCCAGAGUUAGGAUCCAGCUACAGCUCGAGACCCAUAAAAAUGUGUUAUAAAAAUAUACACGCAUAAAUUCGCCUCCCCACCACAAGGACAUAAAUAUAUCAGAGCUGGAGGAAAUUUAAUGCAAAUGUCAUUGACAAAGUCAAUUAGCAGGAAAGCCAGGCACUAAACGAGCGGAAAUUGAAAUGGAAAUGGCAAUCGAACAGCUGCAGCGGCACAAUUGAGCAACAAUUCAACAUAUUUAAACAUUUAAAUACUUCAGAAAUUGAUUAAACAAAAGGAAGGAGGAGUGUGUGUGUGUGUGUGCGUGUUGGACUAAAGCAAGACUGAUUUUUAUGUUUAGUUAGAUUAUUUUUAAACAAAGCAGCAACAGCAACAGCAGCAGCAACUAUUUGACAAAGGCAAAAACCGCAACGAAACUGCAACAACGAAUUAGCCAAGCGGAAACCCUAGCAAAGAGGAAACGCCGCCGCCCACCCACUGGGAAAUAGGGAAACAGGAAAAUAUAUAGAGAAGCAGCCGCCGAAAGCAGCUGAGGAAACAACAAAGGCGAGCAGAUUCGGAUUCGUACGGAGGAAGCAUGUUUGUGUUCAUAGCCGUGCUGUUUGUUAACGCUUGCCUGGCGGGCACCAUUCCGGCUACGCCGGAGAACAUAACCGUCACCUUUCUGACGCCCACGGCGGUCCGUGUGUCGUGGCAGACGCAAAUCGAUCUAAAGGCACAUCCCAUCGAGAAGUACGUUGUGACGUACAAGCCAACGGAUGACAGGGUUGUACAGGACGUCGCCGGCAGCAGUGAGGCCAUUGUCCUGGAUCGCCUGCUGCCCAGCACACAGUACUCGCUCGUUGUGACGGCCAUCUGGCAGGGCAAAAAAUACCGCAGUCGGGGCCAGAUCAAAUUCAAAACGCUCGAUCUGCCCAAGAACACCUCGCAGCAGGACUUUCCGCCCGGUAUCUAUGGCAAUGGCAGCAAUGGCGUUCGCAACGGAACCGGAAAUGCCAGCAUCUUUGGUGAUGAUGUGACCUCCACGGCCACAAACACACUGACUCAUGGCACCACCAGGGAACUGCCCACAAUCCGCGGCGUGGAAAUCGGCAUUGUCCUGAUCGUGCUGAUGGUUUGGGCCGGUGCCAUUGCCCUGUUCUUCAAUCGCUGGGGCAAGAUCCGGAUGCUGCUGCCCUAUCAGCCAGACUACAAGCAUGAGCAGCUCAAGGUUCCAGGCACAGGAGUGUGCAGCGCCGGCGGAUGCAAUGGCCAGCAUUCACACCAGGUUCAACACCAUUUCCUUUUAAAUCUGUGCACAACCGUGAGUGCGGCUUCCAGCCAUGGACAUGGCCAUAGUCAUGGCACGCCGGUGAAUACCUAUGUGCGCGGUCCCAGUGUGGACAACCAGUCCAUUGUGGGUGCCAAUGUGCUGGAGAAUGUGGACAGUCUGGAGGUGGGCAACGAGGACAUCGAGUUGGAGGCUGCGGAUGAGGCACUGGACAAGGACCUGGAGGACCAACAGCUGCUGCAGCGGGAGAGAGAGCCCGUCCAGCGCAUUUUGCCCCUGCAGGCGGGUGCCCACAAGCAGCGCAAGUUCGCCCAGCAGCGCGGCAUCCUCAAGAACUCACAGGAGCGCACCUUUGUCGAGGAGGACGAGGUGCUGGAGGCCAAGAAGCAGCUAAUCCUGCGACGCCGCCGCCUCUUCAGCCACUACCGCCAGUAUGAUCAGUGGCGGAGGCGACAGUUUAGCUACGAUCCCAGUUACUUUCGCCCGCCUCCGUUAUUGCCUAGACCGCUGGCAUGCGCUGAUCACCAGCUGGGGGCCACCACCGAUGGCGCAUCUGGAGCAUCAUCCGUGGUCUCCGCAAGCGCCGGCCGGCGAAGACGCCAGUACCGCAGGCAGUACUCCUGCGCGGAUAGAUCACGGGAGGGAUCACGCGAGAGUCGCGGCUCCUCGACGCUGCAGUUGCAGCUGCAGAAGUACCACAGCAUGGUGGCCAGCGAUACCAUCCGCACCGAGUCCUCGGUGCUCAACCAUAGCAACUACAGCGAGCCGGCCAGCCACAUCCACAUGCUGGCCGAGGAGCACUCCACGUCCAUAUCGGAGCGAUGCACGCGCAGUCGGAUUAACUCGGCCAUCUUUGUGUCCUCGGAGGGGCGUGGCUUCGACUCGAUUGAGUUCCUUCGGCGCCAUGGAUCACAGAGCGUGCUCUGCCGGAAGGCCAAGAGUGCGGAGAAUAUCACGGACAAUGGACGGAGGAAGAGCCUGCGACCCUGGCGCACCGAUGACGACUCCUGCAAGCAGCAGCACCUCUCGCAGGACAGCAACGACAUCGAGCUAAAGGAGUGUGGCGGCACUGGAGGCGAGCUCCUGCGCCUGCCGGUCAUCCAUGAUGGCAAGCAGUCGCCAACGGCCGUAACCAGCCUCCUAGCCCGCUCGGCUGCCAUAACCACGGCCAAUGUGGUUGUGGGAAGCAUUUCGCUGGAGGCACCGCCACCCUACAUGCAGGACGAUGAGGGUGACACCCUGUCCACAGCUGCCCUGAUCCACAGCGAUGCUGCCGCUGUGGUUCACGAAUCGCAGGACUCGGCGGAAACAGUGGAGGAACUGGUGCAUGUGCCUCUCUUGGCCAGUGCAACGGCUACGGCCAGUGUGUCGACUUCCUCCUCACCCAGCAUUGCCAUCGAGGCAAAGCCCCGCGUACUGGUGCACCAGCGAUCCUCGACAGCCUCCUCGUCGCCGCACAGCAGUCCCAAGAAUCUGGGCAGCCUCGGGCUAAAGAUCGUCAAGCCGAAGAUCAGUGCCGUGCCAAUGGUUUCCGUCUCGGGCCCCUCGCCGCCCAUUGAGAAGCCGCCGCUGGCGGAGUGUUUGUAACAAAUGGCAGCCGAAACAUUUAUCUAAGCUCGCGCUCAAGGCAACUGGACCCUGGAUCCUGGACAGCCCUUAGAAACCACACACGCCCCAGACACAACCACAACCACAUCCGAAUCCUACUGGAAUAGUCGUAAAUCAAAUCGGAGAGACGGAGAAAGUAUGCCAGCUGCUCAAAUAAGUGUUUCGGUGAGAGGUUUUACUAGGGAAAAUAUGCAAACAAAAUCGAAAGAUAGCGAGGGGAGGAGAGUAGUUAUAGAAAUAAAAAGAUAUAUAUUGUACCAAUGGUAAGCACCAGGCAAAGAAAGCUUUGUAAGUAUAUUCAACAACGACUGAAGUAUACACAUAUGUACAUUAUAAACGGAAUCAAUGGUAGGCGGUAAUCUGUAGAACUUUUUAAGUCGAUAACUGUGUAUGUGUGUAUACAUACCUAUUAACUGAUAAAUCAGCUUUAACAACUAACGAGUAAACUAUCAGGCUUUAAUAUUACGACGACGAUGAAUUUCUGGUUUAACCUAGUCCGUAGACUCACCUAGCUGUUGAAAUCAAUUCUCCUUAAUUGUUCUCCUAUACAUAUAGCCAAAAAAUUAAACAAAACCAAUUAACUUCUUGGGCACCACAACUGUUAUACACGCGAUCUAUUUAGAUAUAUUAAAUAUAUACAUAUAUAUAUAUAUAUAUAUUUAUUUAUUUAUACACCCAUUAAACUCACUUGUGUGCGUAUUAGAUUCCCUGGAGGAUCAACAGGUGCCUACGACUGUUUUAGGCUUCGAAAUGAUUUGAAUCAUUCCCUUUGAGUCAAUUUUAUAUGAUUUAAAAUCAUGAUUAUUUGAUUCAAAUUUCUUCUGUUGAAAAAAAGAUUUUUUUAUAUAAACGAACCAAGUUAAUUAAACUUGAACUACGCCUAUUUGAUUUAAAUUAAAUUUGAUAUCAAACAAUUU
This is a messenger RNA of Drosophila serrata, 5017 nucleotides long. RefSeq lists its product as uncharacterized. The record is from RefSeq and is a predicted model, not a curated record. NCBI's taxonomy places the organism in Eukaryota, Metazoa, Arthropoda, Insecta, Diptera, Drosophilidae. Gene Ontology annotation, molecular function: protein binding.